Molecule: messenger RNA, 5994 nt
Organism: Trichobilharzia szidati
Lineage: Eukaryota; Metazoa; Platyhelminthes; Trematoda; Strigeidida; Schistosomatidae
Source: the annotation of a GenBank genome assembly
CACAAAAGUAACUUAGCAAGAGCGCGGUACACGAACCAGGCGUUCUUCAUCCGGAGUUUCCUUCCGCUAGUAUACUCCUUAAGGGUUGUUGUUGAUACGUUAAAAUACCACAUGUCUUAGAUGUAAGAUCUGUUUUAAGUAUGAUUAUAUAUUGCUGUGAUCUCUUUAUCAUUUAUACACCUAAUUGUUCUUAUUUUUAGGAAGCAUGCGAAUUCUCAUUCAAAACCCAUAGCAAAUAUCCCCCAGCUUUAGAAUCACCCGUUGAGUAUGAUUCAUAUGUUUUAAAUCUUUGUCAGACCUACUGUAAGAAUAAAGUCUUUAGGAUUGUUUGUGACAAUGUGUAGAUUUAAUUCACAAAUUUAUGAUUUGUUGUCGACACAUUGAAAAUAAGGUUCAGAUUCCAAAGAAGCAUGAUAUUUUGAUUGGGUUCAUAAUGUUGUUACAACAGAAACUAUGUAAUAUAAAACUUUAUUGAGUCAUGUACCGUAACUUAGCCAAAACUAAAUUUCCUAGUGAAUCAAUUAGGUUUUAAAAGAAUUUGUAAGAGUUUAAUUUUAAGUAUAAAAGCUAUAGGGAAACAGAACGUUUGAUGAAGAGGGAGAGGAGAUGGAAUAUUUACAGAGUAAGAAAAAUUUGAUGCAUAUUUUAUGGCCAAUUGGCUAUACUUAAGUACACCUUGAAAUAUACACGUUAGGCUUUAAAUUAGGGUUUUCUUAACUUUUACAAAGCAAUGAUUAUGAUGGGAUCUAUCGAAAUCUUAUGUACCAAAUCGCUACAUAAAUUUACUAGCCUUGAUUUUCUUAAAAAUGGGUUCUCAAUAUGUUAACAUCCUACAGCCGAGACUUUCAAAGAUAAAUGUGCAUACUUUACAUUUACACCUGAGUGUCUCAUUUCUUUUAUAUUAAGGUGCUUUUACACGCUACUUUAAGCUUCUACAUAAUGCAUUCGUUGUCUUAAACUGCAUUUAGUUUUCACGUCAGAAAAGAUUGUCUCUACUACAUGUCUAGAUACGCUGUUUGAAUGGCAUCUAUAUCUUUUUGUUUUAUAACUGACUUCACAUAUACGGCAUAAACUGAUAUAUUAUGCAAAGUACGGCUUUAUGUCGUGGUUGCUACCUGUAUUAUCGAGUCUCCUCCCUUUAUUGUGGCUAGACGAUAGUUUUUUAUAAUUUGCAAUGACACAUUAAAAUGGGUAGUUUUAAUAUUUGAAUGUCCUUUCUAGGUGCUGAUGCCCGUAGUUCAGGCCACUUUAUCUUUUGUCGUUGAAUUACGAGAGUUUCAUAAUGUUGACCUUUAUCACCGUGGCUAUUACCAGAUUCGCACUUACAUAAAAACAAAUGGACAGUCAGUAACAACUACGGGAUCUGCUAAUGCCAAAGCAACAGCGUUUGUUGAACCCCCAUUUGUUUGGGAAAGAUCUAGUAAACGAUUUAAAAUACCAGAGGCCAAAACGGCCAGUUACAUCGAGCCAAGUGUUUCUGUUCCAACUUAUGUUCCAGAAAAAGCUUGUAGCAAGACACUAUUGAUUAUGUAUCGUGAGGAAACUGCAAAGCUAUGCGAUGUGUUUGAACAGAGGAUACUGAUCCAAGUUGACCCCAUAAAUCUGGAGGAUUCUUUAAUGAAGAAUGAUCUCUUUCUAUGUGUUGAGUUAUGGUUUGUAGAGGACCCAAUUGACAGGCAAUUUACUUUGGAGCUGUUAACAAAAGUGAGUGAACGUCAACUGCGCAUCCACCUAACUCCUUCACGUGGACUGAAUUAUCAUUUCACUGUUUUCUUCGAUUAUUUUCAUCUAUGCGCUGUUGAAUUAGCACUUUAUGGUGCAUUAACAAACAUUUCCCCUAAUAUCAUAAGUUGUCCAAAAACUUCACCUCAUAAUACACCAGUUCAAAUGAACAAUCCAAUAGUGAAUUUAACUCAACAAACUUGGCAUAGUAUUCUUUGCAGUAUUAAACAGGCUAGCAGACAUCAUUUCGCCCUUGCUAUCCAUAGACAUCUUUGUCAAAUAUUACUGGCAGCAAGAGAAUCUAUGCUUUUGUUUUGGCGUGAAAGUAUUCCUUACUUACCUGCAAAUGUUAAACCUCGAAUUGAAACUGUGGACUUUCGAAGUAAAUUGGACUCACUUACUCAGAUAACCCAGGUUCUAGAAACAGAUGAUGACUUGGCAAAUCAGAUUUCACUCGAUAUUGCACGUCUUUCAUCCCAAAACACUACCUUGUUCAAACAACUUUGCAAAUCUGUCACCUUGCAAUCUAAGCUGGCCAACUUUCUACGCCGAAGAUUUCAUCAAAUUCGUAUGAAACGAUUUGCUGAAGCAUUUUUCUGUCAAGAAUUAUCACUUGCCAAUUUAUUAGCUAUUUACGAUUCAAGUUUGGCUGGGCAUGAAUCUCUCGCCUCUGAUGUACGCCAGUCGCUUUAUUUCCAAAAGCUUCCAACUCUACCGGUUACAUGUCGUGAAUUGGAUGGGGAUAUGACUAAUUUACCAAUAAUUUUUGAAGAUAUUUUUCUACCACUCACUGCUGGUGAGACAAAGUCGCAUACUCCCUUAUCUAUGAAUUCAUAUCAUUCUAAUACCAGUGUACUGAAUAAAAUACCAGAAAAUUCUGCACAGAAGUCAUCGCUAGAAGUAUUUCAUUGUAAUAAUAAAUCAUCGUUAAUCGGUGAUUCAUCUACUUCACAGAAAAAUCGUUACGAUGACAAUGAGUCUGGUAUUUAUAUGGAAGACGAAAUGAUCUCAUCACAGUCCUCGAAACACCCAUCGAUCAAUUUAUGUCGACGUGAUACUGUCCCUUGUGAAGACAAAAAAACAAAACGUCCAGUUUUAGGCAAUUAUAUGUACCCUUCAACAGUACCGAAUCUGUUAGCUUAUCAAACAAAUGCCAUUUCUCAGUCAAGUCCCAACCUCGUAUCAUUACCAGUACGACAUAUGCCAGUAUCAACUAAACCAGUGUUCAAACCACCACUAGCCACAGUGACUACACCGGCAACAAAUCAUUUCAACAAUUGUCAAUCUAGGCGUAAAUUCUAUCCACCUGGUAAUCACAGUCGAAAAUUCCAUUAUUUUGAUAGAUCUCAUGGAUCCUCUGCUCUACAACAUUUCAACGAUGAUAGUUCAAAAAUUAAAUUAGUUGGAUAUCGUUCCAUUCGACCUUUGGAUAAUCAUGUCGAUCGUGAUUCUGGUUUUCUCGAUAGUAGACCUAGAUUAACUGAAUCCUCUUUGAAUCUCCAACUAGAUGCAAAUCAUUCUGCUAGUUCGAUGGCAGCUACUGUUCGUCGACCUGUUCUCGCUAUACGAGAUAUUCGUUCACGCUCCCUAUACAAUUUGUCAGUUAACUCACCUAGAAUAAAACCUUUGCAUUCGGAAGUCGCUGCAACUUCAAGCAAGAAUACAUUGAAAUCAGCUUCGUUAUCUCUCUUAAACGUUUCAAGUGAAUCCACAGAUAUGUCAUCAAUUAGGUGUUCAGUAAACAAAGAUCGUCCAACAUCUAAAUGGAAUACUUUCACUCCAUGUACAAAUAACAGUUCAAAGACUUCAAUUCUCACUAGUGCUAAGUCAAACACUAUAUAUAUGGAAUCAUUCCCUCGUCAAUUGCACGAAGUUGUAGCCUUAGGAACAUUGAAAAUAGCUCCUUUACAACCGCCUGGUGGGUGUGUACCGCCAGCCCACCUCACCAAAGAAGCAGAUUCUCUACUACCAUCCGACCAUUUUUACAAAUCUCGUCUUGGUGGAAGUUUUGUCUCUUUACCAAGCAUUCCUCUUUCUUGCACUGUUCCACGUGUUGUUUCGGAAGGUUGUCUUACGAAAAUUUCUUCAGUGGACCAAUUCUCUUGGAGUAAAUCUCGAAGACGUGUAAAAGUUCGCAAUCUGAGAAGGAGUCAUGUAUCUAGUGGCAGGAGAUCACAAUGCAAUCAGUUAAAAACUUACACUGCAGAUUUAGCAUAUUUAGGCAGUUGUUCAGAUUUACAAAUCGCUGCUUUAGAAGAUGAAUUCAAAUCAUCAAAUUGUAUGCGACUUAGGAAUCAUUCCCUGAAUGUUGUUCCCUAUCCGUCAAUGACAAGCUCACUAAUGCAAGAGAGAAAACGACUUACGAAGUCGAGCACAUUGUUAUCAAAUAAAGAAGAGUCAAAUAUGGAUAUGCAUUCCAUCUCAUCGUCAUUAUCAACAAUCGAUAUAUUUGACUGUACACAACAGAAUAAUGCCAGUCGUUAUCUGUUGUCUCAUUGUUGGCCUACCAGUGGAACUAACCAUCGGUGUAACAGUGUACGUAAUCACAGGAAACAAAACAGGAAAUCAAAAGUAUCUGAGGAUUCCCAAAUAAGUAUGACUUGUAGUUGUGAUGAUAAGAGUUAUGUUACCACUCCAGUUACUUUUACUUCCUUUCCUUCUACUAAUAUCACCACUAGUUUUAACGGUAAAUAUCAGUGGCCGAAAUCCCUAGCUAUUGGUAGUAGUUAUCCAUAUGGAUCGAGUUCAGAGAAUGGUACAACUUCAUAUGAUUGUUUGUGUGUUGAUAAUUCUAGUAAUGAUAAAAAGUCAAAACAUUUGAAUGGGACUCAAGGCAGUAAUGUUGUUGAUACUUGUUCCAAUAAACGGUCAACUAAUAGUUCUGAUUGUUCACACUCAUCGUCUAUUCAUUUGGAAGGUGAUGAGGAAGUGGAUAGUGCUUCUCGUGCCAAUAAUCAAAUACCUUUGCCUACAGAUUCUGUACACGAUAAGAGACUGAAGGAAUGCGGUUAUCAGAUCCCGGAUAUUUUAAGCAGUGACGAAGAUAUAGCCAGAAAGAAUUCACCGAAGCUGAGUAUUUUGGAAAUGUUGAACAAUGAAGCAGAACGUAAUGGUGCAAAGACCUCAGCUACAAAUUGUAGUGGUCCUAAUAAUGUGUUAAAUCAAUCCUUAAUUAGUCAGAAGUCACCGAAAAGGAAUAAUUGCCCAGUCCAUACAUCUGUACUACCACAAAAAGAAAAUAAUGGUUACAAAAACACACUGAAUGGUGGUAAUCAUCUAGAGACUGAUAAAUGUCAGUCUCUGUUAGAUAUUUUAUCACCUGGUGUAAUGGAAUUUCUACGUCUUAAAGAAAAAGUCAAACGAGAGAUUGCUCCACACUUCCAGGGUCAUGUCUAUAGUGAUUUCGCUACAUUGGCAGCUCCCUACGCUUAUUUCUCAGAGGCUCCAAUAUUUGACGAAGAUGUCCACCUUAUUAUUUGUGUUCAUGGACUAGACGGUAACUCCUGUGAUUUACGUCUUGUCCGUGUUUAUCUUCAAUUGGCCCUACCAGACUGUCGUUUACAAUUUCUUAUGUCUGAAUGCAAUCAGCAGGACACAUUUGGUGGUUUCGAGAUAAUGAGUGAGAAGUUAGUCAACGAAAUUGUAAAUUAUAUUGAGGACAUGGAAGAAGAACCAAAGAGAAUCAGUUUUAUUGGACACAGUAUGGGUUGUGUAAUAAUUCGGGCAGCACUGUUAGAUCAUCGUAUGAAACCCUAUUUGUCCAAAUUGCAUACAUUCCUUUCUCUUAGUGGUCCACAUUUAGGCACAGUAUACAACUCUUCCGGUCUCAUUAAUAUGGGUAUUUGGGUGAUGCAAAAGAUUAAAAAAUCUGAAAGUCUUUCCCAGUUAAGACUACGAGAUGAUCCUGAUCUGCGCAAUACUUAUUUAUAUCGUCUAAGUUCUAGUCCUGGUUUAGAUUUAUUUCGUUAUGUACUUUUGGUUGGUAGUCCACAGGAUCGUUAUGUACCAUAUCAUUCAACGCGAAUUGAAUUGUGCAAAGCAGCAAUCCGAGAUUCUUCUACACUAGGAUUUAUCUAUAUGGAAAUGGUUACAAAUUUACUACAACGUCUUAUCAAGUCUACACGUACCACUGUUGUUCGAUACGAUGUACAUUAUAGUUUGACGAAUUCAGCGAACACACUGAUUGGUCGUGCAGCGCAUAUUGCUGUAUUAGAUUCUGAAAUAUUUUUAGAAAAAUUUAUUUGUGUUUCAGGAGCUAAAUAUUUCCGGUGA